UGUAGCUUUAAACGCCCGCAGUGCCGUCUGGGUAAUGUAUCGUAUGUGUUUUGGGCGAAGAGCUCCAGAUGGUCGCCUUUCCUAUGGUCAUACGAGCUUCAAAAUGCUAUGUAUGUAGCGUAAUGUUAGUUCAUAUGUGAGUGUGCGCUGUUACCUUUCGCUUGUUUAAAUAAGAACACCCACAAACCGGGAAUGUAUUAUUUAUUAUAGCUUCUAGCAUAUGUGCAAUUAAAAUAGGCUACGUUGCUAAUUUAGCUUCUAAAACGGAAAGAAUUACACUUCAACUAAAGCUGUUAUAGCACCGUUUAAUAAACCAUCUUGUGGAAUGAAAUGAGUAUGUAUUUAAUGUUGUAAUGCAUAAUAUUAAUAUUUAUAUUGCCUAUCUGGCUUGUUAAGUCAGGAAAAUUAUAGGCUAUCCUUUGUUUCCAAUCGCAACGCUAACGUUAUAUUGAUUGGUUGACCGGGUAGCAGCAGAAAAAAAAUGGAUGAAAAUGCCGAAAAUGUUGACAACGACGACAUUGUCAUUAUCGUGGAAAACGAGGCAGAAAGUUUGCCAGCCGAGGAAGAGAGGCUGAAACAGCAAGCCACUUUCGGGCUGAUGGACACUUGUCCUGUCUGCAAGUUGAGCUUCCACAACAGAGAGCCCAAACUGCUGCCGUGUCUUCACUCUUUCUGCAAGAGGUGUCUCCCUGCCCCCUUCAGGAGGGCUGACCCGAGGCGUGACUCGCAAGGACAAGUCGACAACAGCAAACCAUUGGGUGCCAUUCGAUGUCCAGUGUGUAGACAGGAAUGCUGGGAGAUGGACGUGUUGGAUAAUUUCUUUGUCAAGGACUCUGCUGAGGUGCCGAGCAGCACCGUGGAGAAAACCAGCCAGGUGUGUAUGAGCUGCGAUGACAACACAGAGGCAACAGGUUACUGCGUGGAGUGUGUGGAGUUUCUGUGUUUGACGUGUAUUGAGGCGCACCAAAGGGUCAAGUUCACCAGGGAUCACACCAUACGCCAGAAGGAGGAGAUGUCUCCAGAAGCAGUAGGUAUUUCGACACAGAAGCCUGUGUUUUGUGACAUCCACAAGCAGGAGCCGCUAAAGCUGUUCUGUGAGACGUGUGACCGGCUCACCUGUCGAGACUGUCAGCUGCUUAAGCACAAGGAUCACAACUACCAGUUUUUGGAGGAUGCGUACAGGAAUCACAGGCAGUAUCUGGAGAACAUGACGCAGCAGUUGCAAGAGAAAAGAAAGGCCAUCGAGGACGUGUCCAGCUGUAUCAGCACUGGACUUCAGCAAGUUGACGAAAACCGGAAGGCUGUAACUAAUGAAAUAAAGAAGUCCAUCUGUAACUUGAUUAUGGAGAUCAACAGGAAGGGAAAGAUUCUUGUUAACCAGCUUGAAGCUCUGACCAAGGACCAUGAGUUGGGUUUGAAAAAGCAGCAAGAGGAUGUCAACUCUCUGAGCAGGCACCUAGACCAUGUCAUCAACUUUACCAAAUGGGCUACAGCCAGCCAUAGUGGAACAGCCCUCCUGUACUGCAAGAGACUGAUCCUUUUUCAGAUCCAUUACCUGAUGAGAGCAAGCUGUAAUCCCUCCAUCGUCCCUCAGAGUUCUGUUCGCUUUCAGUGUCGCUCUGGUUUCUGGGCCACGAACGUAGACCUUGGUUCUCUGGUAGUAGAAAGGGGCCCAGGCCGGCCGCCCAUCACCAACCACCAGGCAGGUCCCAGACCAGAGGCACCCACUGUAGGUCUCUCAGUCUCAGCAGCUCAGCAGCGACAGAGCACGCUGGCUCAGCUCCAGAUGCAGGUGGACAAGCUUUCCCAGCAGCCCCACAGGCAGCCCCCUCCUAACCACUGGUCCUGGUACCAAAAUGUCAGGCUCCCAGGACCCGGCCCUCCACCCCCAACCAGGCCCAUCCAUGGAGGGUCCUCCCCCUCCCAAGGCCCCCCCAGCUUGGGGCAGCCGGGACGCAGAUACGGAAGCUCCCACCCCAACCCGAGAAGCCCCACAUCGUCCAUGCUUCACAACACAGGAUUCCCACCUGCUCAGUCUCUGAGAGAUCUGAUCCAUAGCUCCAGCUUCCCUCCUAAACCCAUGGAUGUGUUUCAGGGUACGUCCCGCUACCCACAGCCUCUGUCCGCUGGAGCGGCUACGCAGACGUCACUACAUCAGCGGGGCCUAACGGACUCCUCCUUCCUGAAGAGGAGCGAGGCUGGUGGAUCUGUCCCCUCCAUCACCAUCUCCAUCCCCAAACCCAGCUUCGCUCCUACUCUAGCUUCAGCAAGUGCAGAUAAAACAAGCACACUUAAUCACAUAACAGUUCAAGCAAGGCAGAACUCCCCGAUGGCCAAACCAUCUUCUUCAGACAGAAGCACAGGGACGACUUCCUGGAAGCCGACUUUUGAGCCUCCAUCUGCCCCCUCAGCCAAGCGACGAAGAAGGUCGUCCCCCGGGCCUGUUAUCGUCAUCAAGGACGAACCAGAGGAUGAGGAUGAAGUUCGUUUUGUGCAGUCCAGUGUAGGGUCCAGCCUGCCGGACAGCAGCACCGGGGCUCAGUCAAAGCCUCGGCAGCAGCAAAAGGUGCCUGCCCCAGUCCCGGUCCCUGGAUCAGAGUCCAAAGAGCAGUGUCCUCAGCCCGCAGCGCAGCCGGAGUCUGAAAAGAGAGCGGAGCCGGAGGAAGAUCCUAAUGAGGACUGGUGCGCCGUCUGUCAGAACGGAGGGGAGCUGCUCUGUUGUGACAAGUGUCCCAAAGUUUUUCAUCUGGCCUGCCACAUUCCCACUCUGAAUGAGUCCCCCAGCGGCGAGUGGUUCUGUUCGUUCUGCCGAGACAUCGCCUCUCCUGAGAUGGAGUACGACUGUGACAGCAAGGAUGAUCCCGUCUCUGAAGGAUUCCCACCUGUUGAUAGAAGGAGGUGUGAGAGGUUGCUUCUACGUCUGUUCUGCAAUGACUUCAGCACUGACUUCCAGCAGCCUGCUUCUCCAUCAGAGACGAGAAGGUACAAAGAGCUGAUCGAGACCCCGAUGGAUUUGUCAAUAGUGAAGAGGAAAUUGGAGUUGAAGGAGGGUGAAUGUUAUAGCAGUCCGGAGGAGUUUGUUGCCGACGUCAGGCUCAUAUUUUUCAACUGUGCUAAGUACUACAAGGCGACCUCAGAAGUGGGGAGUGCAGGCUUGUACUUGGAGGAUUACUUUGAGGAACAGUUGAAACAAGUCUACCCAGAUAGGGUCUUCCCCGGAGGGAGGGAGGAACAGAUGAUCCCUCCUUUGGAGGACGAGAUAGAUGAAGAAGAGGAAGAGAUGAUGGAGCAAGGCAUGGCUCCCGUUGAAGACGAUAAACCGCAAAGUCCUGCAGGAGAAGGAAUCCCCCCUGUAGAAGAGGACUUGCCUCCUCUAGAAGAAGCGACAGCCCCGGCAGAGGAGGAAAAGCCAGAAACAGAGGAGAAGGUGAUUGAUUCGAACGAAAAGGAGACGAAUGAAAAGGUAGCAGCCGCGGAAGGAGACAAGCCUCCUGCAGAGGAGGUAGAGCAGGACGAGGAAACUCCCGUGCAGGAGGUGAAAAGCGCUCCAGCAGCUGAUAGCGAAACAAAAGACGGAGAAGCUCCCAGCUCCCCAAAAGAGGAGAACCCUCAGCUCCCUACAGACAACACUGCAGAUCCACCUGAAACCCAGGAGAAGGAGUCAGCUCCUGCAGACUCAGCAAAAGAGGAGGGAUAGAAGGAGAACAACAGAGAGAAACUGUGGAAAAGAUGGAUGAUUUCAGUCUUCCACAGAAAUGGCCCCAGUGGGGACCCACAUUUGCUGCAAUCAGACAUUUUUUGUAGUAUGUUAUUUUUGCAAUAGGAAAAAAUGGUACUGCUAUACUAAAUAGAUUUAUUUAGUCGCGGUCAUGGUGUUGAUACACAACGAAGGGAGUAAAUAAGCUCUUUUUGUGUUUUUGCUGGACACAGGUCACAAUUUUAUUGUAACAUAGGAGAUUAUUUUCUGUGAUGAUGACACUGAAAAGCACACAAAAGAUAUUCUUUGUUGAUAGAAUUGUGUAAGUUAUCAGUUACCUUGCUUAUCACUUGUACAUAAUAAUGCCACGGACUCAAGGCACAAAUGCUGCAAUCAAAAUGAGAAAAAAAGAUUUUGGAUUAGCAAUGCAUGCAAGAUGUCUUAAUAUAAAUAAUAAUGCCUUUGUUUUUGUGUUUAUAGACUUGAGCUCACUUGUACUAGCCAUUUGGCUCAUAAACAAAUUAUGUUUUAUUGGAAUAGUUUUGUUAUUUUUUUUAGUAGUAUUGUAUUGAUGCUAUGUAUACAACAAAUAGGACCGCUGUAUGUACUGUAGUGUCUGUACAGAAGGAAGUGCUGCAUCUAUCGGUGCUACAUUGAUUUAAACAAGCCCUUGAAAAACCUGGCAUUUUGAAAAUUGCGCUGCUUGGUUGUUGGAGAACAAACAUGAAUUGCCACUGUCGUGGUUUCAUUUCUGUGCUGCCAGUUUUAGGCCUCUUAUCCCCCAAAUCCCAACAAUGUUUUAUCACACAGCAGCCUUGUUGGUUUUUAUCAGGUGAACAAUUCUUCAGACUUUAUUGACUUUACUGUUAUCACUGAUAUUCAGAGACAUGAUUAUCACUUUCUCAUCACCAGCCUCUGACAGCAGUGUGUUUUCCAAAUUGUGUCCUUGCCCGUCUGCAGCAUGACUACUUUUACAUAAGAUUGGGCCUAAGCCUUAUUGUUUUAGUCUGUUUCCUUCACUGAAAGUAAUGAAAAACAUGUGCAAUCGUGCCCAAUUGGUCAAUGGCGUUAACGUAAAUACAUUUUUUGACAGAGGCUUCAAUGAACUAAACCCUCCUAUAUGGCCAUCGACUCACUUGUGGUGGAAAAAGUGAAUCAAAACCUGAGAAAUCAACUUCAAUAUAGAUUAUUUUCUCCAAUAUCCUUACCUUUUUAUUAUUUAUUGAGGAUACACAGGACCUGUAAAUUAACUCUACAAACAAUGAUGACCAUAAAAAAUACCUGCAUUUACAAUAUUUGUAAUAAACAGAUGUAGAUCUGA
Molecule: messenger RNA, 5018 nt
Organism: Siniperca chuatsi (mandarin fish)
Lineage: Eukaryota; Metazoa; Chordata; Actinopteri; Centrarchiformes; Sinipercidae
Product: transcription intermediary factor 1-alpha-like
Molecular function (GO): zinc ion binding; protein binding
Source: RefSeq, a predicted model, not a curated record